ACCACUUUGUUGCCUAAAUAGGGAGAGGAGUCCACGGGCAGCGGCGAUCUGUUGGGAGACGUAGCAGCCGCGGCGGCGGAAGAGGCAGAGGCCAAGGCAGCAGGACACCAGAUGCAGGAGGCAGGAGCCGCCCAAAGAAGCAGUGCAGAGCUCUGUCGUGGGACUUUGCCCUGGCUGAACAGAACCCGCAGGCCAGCCACACAACAUGGAAGACUUUUUGCAGCGCGCCAAAACAAAGCUGAGUCGCAAUAAACAUUUGGAUAAAGUACAUGUAGUCCUUGGAAAGAAAUCCUGUGAUUUGGAUUCACUUAUUUCUGCUUUAGCUUAUGCCUACUAUCUUGAAAAGGUCAGUCCACCUAACAUCGCAUGUUUGCCAGUACUGAAUAUAUCAAGAAGAGAAAUCUGCUACCACACAGAAACUAGACUUAUUUUGGAGGAGCUGAAUAUUCCAGAGUCUCUCUACAUCUUCCGUGAUGAAAUCAAUUUGUAUCAGCUGAACAGCGAAGGGAAAUUGUUUCUAACACUGGUGAGCAGCAGUACACUGACAAGUGAAGAUAAAAAUUUAGAAUCAGCUGUUGUCAAAGUCAUCAUCCCCGAAGAGCAAAAUGAUGGCAAUCUGGAGUUGUUAGAAUCCGCUUCCUGUCUUGUAGCAAAAGAACUUCUACAAAAGGCACCAGAGUUAAUCACUCAGCAACUGGCUCAUCUCCUCAGAGGGAGCAUUCUCUCAAAAGUCAUGGAUGAAGAUACCCCCAAAAUUCCUGAAGAACAGGAAGAAGUUCUUUCACGUUUGGAGGAGAUAUUCCCAGAACUUUUACCCCGAAAAGACAUUAUCACCUUCUUUCAGGAGGCACAGUUGCAUGCUGACGAGCUGAGGAUUGAAGAAGCUUUGGUCAAGGAUCUCAAAGAGGUGUCAGAUGGAGAAAUAAAAGUAGCAGUUAGUACCAUAUAUAUCAAUUUAGAGGAUUAUCUGUUUCAUAGAAAUAUCAAUCAAGACCUGAAAGCAUUUGUAGAUAAAUACGGUUUUGAUGUCCUUGUCAUUUCGGCCAGCUACUUAACAGAAGGACAAGAAAAAAAGCAAAUAGCAGUUUAUUCAGAAAACAUGGAACUAGGAAAUCAGAUUUGUUGUGAAUUAGAAGAAUGUCAGAAUCCAUGCCUGGAACUGGAUCCUAUGGAAUAUGGAUGUGACCAACUUCUCAUUUACCAACAAGAUAAUUAUAUAGCAAAUGGUGAUGAAAUUUUUUUGCUAAUGAAAGAUGUUAUCAGCAGGAGACAUCCUGAAAUGGCACCAAACAGUAGAACAUCUUCCACUGAAGCUGUUGCUGGAAGUGCUCCACUUUCUCAAGGAUCUUCUGGUAUUAUGGAACUAUAUGGUUCAGACAUUGAACCACAACCAAACGUUGUCAACUUUAUAGAAAACCCUCAGGAUCAUAAUGGAUCAGCCCAAGCCCAUGCUGAUGUUAAUAUAGAUCUUGUGAGUCCAGACAGUGGACUUGCUACUAUUAGAAGCAGCAGAUCAUCUAAGGAGAGCUCAGUUUUUCUUAGUGAUGACAGUCCAGUAGCAGAAGGAGGUGUGUCUCAUCACAGUUUUCUUUCUGGAUUUGACUCUUAUAGUCCCAUUCCUGAAGGAGCAGUAGCUGAAGAAGAAAAGCCUCCAUCUAGAAAUUGCAGUGACAAUUUUGAUCUUUUCAAUUUUGAUUUAGCACCUAUGACAUCAAUUCAGACAAUGUCUCCACAUUCAGUGGACUGUUCUGCGGAUGAUUUCUCCCAUGACAGUGGUUCAUCAGAAGAACAGUUGUCAGCUAAUUCAAAAGCAGAUGACAAGGCAAAUCUAUCAGAAUGUGACACUGCAAAUUAUUCAAUAGACUUACAAAGACGAAGCGAAGAAGAUGAUACAGUGACAUUGAAUGAAUCUGGCCACCAAGAAGAAAAUCACAGAGAUUUUUCUGAAAAAAAAUCAAGUUUGAUUGACUUAGAAAAUGAAUUUUCCUCUUGUCCAGAAAUAUUUAAAAGUGCUGAGAGAAGAACUCCACCAACCCCAAUGAAUAGCCUUGUGGAAACAUCACCUUUAGAUAGUGGGCCACCUUUAUUUUAUCCACAAGAUAUAAUUAAAAGAAUUAAUGAAAUUGAUCAUGUGAAAAAUCCUCAUUCUCGUAUUAGAUAUGGGAGCUGGUGGGAUGGUUUUGAAUUAGAUUCCAAAAAUGUUGAUACAUGGAAUUCAACUGAACCUGAAUCUGUAUUUCAGAGUCCUGAUUCAUGGAAAGAUUAUAAAGUAAAUCUGUUAUUGAGACAGCAAACUGAGAGAAGAGCUUCAGAUUCAGCAUGUAUACAAAAGCAACCAAAGCAUAUGGAAUUUUCAAGAGCAGAUAUUUGGAAAAAACCAUUUAGUCCUGCCCAAAAUACUUUGGAAUAUCAACAAAAAGAUGAAGAAGAGCAAAUGGAAGAGUUUGCUAAUAUGUGGAACUCCAGUCAACCAGUUUCUGGACCAUGGAAUAAUAGUGGACAUAUAAAGACAAAUUUCCCUAAUGUUUGGACAGAAUUUGAUCAUGAUAACUCAUGGAAUGUUCCUCAAGUGAAUUUGGAUCACUUUUCACAAAAUUUUGAUACACAUUCUAUGUCUAAAUGUUUGCUGGAAUUCUCUGUUGAUAAUCCAAGUGAAAAUCCAAAGAAUCAAAUAGAUUUAAGAUCUCAAAACAACAGGCAGGGUAGUUCAGUAGAAAAUCACAGAGCAUAUAAAAAUGCAAAGUCUGAUUUUGAUAAUUUGCAGAAAGAUGUUAAAUUGAUUAUGGAAAACCACAGUGACACUAAUUCCAGACAGUUUGAUAAUACCACUGUAUGGGAUGCGUGUGAUUCAAACAUCAGAAAAGAUAUGCUUGGAAACCUUGCUUCUUGGGAAGAUCCCUUCCUGUCAUACAAAGAUGCAGAGUUUGUCCCAUCAAAUACUUGUGAAGAUCUGAUUGUCUCUCCACCAGAUACAAACUAUUCAACAUCUGAUUCAUAUGUAUCACCCACAGGGGUUGGAGAUGAAAAAGAAAGUGAGGACAAACAUUCUGAUAGAGAGCCAACGUUUGACCAAAUAAUAAACUCAAAUUCAGAUGAAACUGCAACAGAAAUGUAUGAUUUAGCAGAUAAUAAAUCAUUGCCACAGACAUUUCCUGUAUGUUCAUCUGAUUACAGUGAAGCUCGGAAACUAACCUUUAAUAAUGAAACACCAACAGAAGUUGAACAUUCUGAGUGUAAUAUAAAAGAUGCUGUUGUACUUGAUUCAGAAAAAAAAGAUACAGUGCCUUUUUCAGGUGACUAUGAUGUUGAUGACAGUAGCCCUUCUGAAAACUAUGAAAUGAUGUUGGUUCCUACACAAAAAAAUAGUAGUUCCCCACCAUGUAGUAUCAUACACACAAUAGAAGGAAAAGGUGAGAGGAAUAAUGAAAUCGUUCUUGAAGACACAGGAUUUCCUUGUUUGGACCCAAGUGAUACAGAGAAUGCCAUUUUAGUUAAUUAUCAAUUUAAAGGGAACAACCAGUCAGAACAAGAAAGUAAGCUUUUGAAUAAGCAAUUUGACCAAAAGGCUGAACAUCUCCAGCACAAUCAAGAAAUUGCAUUGGAGGAUAAUAGCUUAACUUACUCCUCAGCACUAGAAGUCAUUGAAAAUAAAACUGCUAUAGGAUCAGUCACCCUUAAUGAUGUUAGAAAUGAAACAUUGCAAAAUGACAACAUGCCAUUGUCACUUUUACUACCUCUUUCAUAUGUUAAUAGUUCAGAAGAAAGCAGGACAAUUUCUGAUUAUCCCAGUUCACCAGAAAAAACAAUAACUAGUGGAAGUCUGGAAGAAGUAGCAGCAGAGUCACCAGAAGUAAGUGUACCAUUUUCCGAUUGGACUCAACUUGUCAAGGAGGAAAAGAAGGAAGUAUCCUCAGAUAGUAGUGCAAAACAUUUUGUUUCGUCUCCCAAAGAAGAUAAUAAUUUGGAACAUUUUAACAUGGUUGAUCAUCUAAACUACCAUUCAGAGGGGGUAUCUACACCAGUUUCUAAACCUUUUGAUAAAGAUCUAUCUGCACAAAAUAUUCCUGACAUGGAAAGUCCCUCUCCAAUUUCUCCUAGAGAAGAAUGUAAUCAAACAAAGCAUUCUCCAAUAAUGGUUGAAAACCAAAGCAUGAUUAAUAGAUCAGAAAUGAACACUUCAGAAUCAGAACCACCAAAUCUUUUUUUGCGUGGUGAAGAUCCACCAUCAAUAGGAGAAGAGUCAAUACCUAACUUGAACACUGAUAAAUUUGAAUUGGAAAGUUAUGAAGACGAUUCAGAAAUGGUGAACACUGAAGACACAACUUCAAAGAAUAAAAAUCAAGGAAUUCCACAGAAUUCAUAUACAGAAUAUAUUGAACCCCUGGAUACAACAGAUAUGCCACAACCAAAUAAUUCAUUACUGUAUAAAACUGAUUCUUCUGAAAUAAGUGAAACUUCUGGAAGUCUGGAGAGUGAGAAUGAGUUCACUCAUGAAAAAUGUAUUGAUAUUAUACUGCAUCAUGAAUUGUCCCAAAUCCUUGAUGCUUGGAAUAUAUCAGUGAGUGAAGAGAUUCAGUUUGCUGGACUAAGCCCCAUGAAGAAUGAAAUGUCAGAAAUAUCAAGUAACUCCCCUGCAAAUAGUUCCCUCAAAAAUACCUGUGAGGAAGAUAAUAGCAGUGGUGGUUCCAUUCAUGAUGAUAUAUACUCAAGCCCAACAAGCCCAGAUAUAAGUGAUUCUUCAACUAAUAUACAUACCAGGGAGAGUUUUCAAGGAGCUAAUAAUCAGAACAAGAGUGAAGGUACAUGGGACAUUACAAAUGAUAUCAAAAUAGAUGAAUCUGGGAAGGAAUCCCUUGAAAAUAAAAGCCCAGAAGAUUCUGAAACAAACACUGAUCACAAAGUUCCUAAAAACUUAGAUCUUUGGAAUGCUCAUGUGGAUGAUGAUACAUCUUCUUUAUCAAGUCCUGGAAUAGAUGAAGGUUCAGAAUAUUCAAAUCCAAAUCAGGGAGGAAUAGAGUCAGAUUUAGACUCUGACAAAUUGGAGGAUGACAUGAGAAAGCAGGAAUCGUUGCAGUUCCAUGAAACAAAUCUUAUAGUUGAUUCAAAAAAUUCAAAUGCUCAGCCUAAUUUGAAGGAAAAUGUCCACAUGGAUGCAUUAAAUAAAUCGUCUGAAGAUGUUAAUAUUUUAAGAGAAGGCUAUGUCCGUGAAACAUCUGAAUAUUUUAUAGAAAGGGAAAUAGAUCAGGAUAAUGUACUUAAUCACAUUACAGAAACAUCUGCUGUAAAUAAUGAAGAAAUUUACAGUCCAAAUAAUUUAGAUGCCUGGGAUAUUCUGUUGCAAGAUAAUGCAAAAAAUGCAUUAGAUGAAAAUAAAAAAUUCAAAGGAGAAUGUUUUGGAUUUCCAGAUGAUAAGUUAGAAUGGUGGAAUUUGGAAAAACAAGGUGAGAGUUCACUUGGAUUGAAUUCUAAGAGUGAAAGUAACUCUACAGGAGUUAUCCCUGAUGAUGCAUGGGCAGUAGAUCCAAAAAGAAAUGAAAAUGUCAAACAACCAAAUCUUAUAGCUACUUGUAGAUAUGAAAAAAAAUCUACACAAUUUAAAAAUGAGGAACAUGUACUGACUCAUCAGUAUGAAGGAUCAGAUCAAGGUAGUGCAAACACUGGAGAAUAUGAUGGACUACCAUGGCCACAUAUUGAUGAAACAGAGAGAAGACAAGAACCCUCUCUUAAUACUGUUAAACAAACUGUUCCAGAAGACUGGCAGACAAGCCUGUUAAAUGCAGUUGCUCAGGGAGAUCUAAAAGUUGGUCCAUUAAAAAAUAAUCCAAACAUAAUAACCAGAAAUCGAUUUGAUGCAAACAUAAUAAAUGAACACAGUGAAAUGCAACUAGAGACUAUUGACAAAUCUCCAUCUGAUCCUACACUAUCUUUAACAAAAUCUCUGAGCUCAACAGCUACUGAAGAAAGAAUUGCACAAGAAAAUUCAUUUGUUCCUGAUAUACUACAAAAUAGCACCCCUGGAGACUGUCAGAUAUUUAAUAUUGAUCCAGAUUUGUGGACUGAUGUUGAUCAGCCUUUCAUUUUGAGAACAAGCAGAGAAAACCCAGAUAUAUUAAAUCACUUUGAUCAAGACAGCAGUUCACAGGCCUCAAGCAGUCCUGAUGUUUGCCAGUAUGAAAGCAAGGAAACAUGUGCACAAACUUCUGUUCUAGCUGAGCACGAGGAGCCCAAUGAAAUGUCCCCCAUAAUGUUAGAAGACACUGAUUUUCAUUUUAAUCACCAACUGGCAAUUGACAGAGAGGAAUUAUGUCCUGAAGAAAACUGUUCAUGUCUUUCAAAUAAUUAUGAGAUAAUCUACCAAGGAAAAUCUCCUACAAGUGAUGAACCAUCUGAAAUUGAAGAAGAAAAUAUUAUUCAGGAAUCUGUUUUGCCCACAGAUAGUUUUAUAUGCGAUAAUUUUCCUGGAAAUGAUCAACUUUCAGCCUUUGACCAUGUAACAGCAUCAGCUGAACAGCUGAAAACAGUGCAUACUACAAUUGAUAACACUGGAAAAGAGUAUAGUAUGAAUAAGGUACCAAUGACUAAUAAUCUGUGUAUAAUGCUGAAUGAAACUAAUCCUUUGACAGCCAUCAGUGAAUCAGAGAAAACAGUAGAAAUGCAUCCAGCACUUACAAAGAAACACUCACUGCAAGCCUCAUUAGAAGAAAAGAAGGAAGAUUUCCUGUAUAAUACAGAAAGACAAUAUUCUACAGAUAGUCUACAAAACCUCCAAAAUAUGCAGGAAAACUGUAGUCCACAGUUUAUAGAAUCACCCAAUAAACAAUCCAGACUAGUAUGUGCUUCUCCAUUUGGUUUAGACACUGUUCAAAAAGAUGGCAUGAGUAUUUCAGGAUCUAACACUACUGUUAUAAAAGAUGAUAUUGCAGAAUAUUCUCAACAGGGUUGGGAAUCCCUGUUACUAGAAUCUGAUGCAACUCCUGGAUCUUCAUCUACUUUGAAAGUAUUUGAGUUUGAAACAGACUCAAGUAAUAUUGAAUCCCCAGUUGGCAGUGAAAUUGACAUUCCGGAAUCUAAAGCUACUGGUUUGAAAAAUGAGAUUGCAGAAGAUCAAGAAAUUCAAGGCUGGGAGUCAUUUUUAUUAGAAUCUGAUGAGUUAUUACAACCUUCAUGUGGUUUUAAAAAACCUGUGUAUGAAAUAUAUUCAAAUAGUAUUGAUUCACCAGUUAGUGACAAUGAAAGUAAUCUUUCAGAGAAGAAAUCUGAUGUUGUAAAUAGCAAGGCUGGAGAAAGUUCUGAAGACUGGGGUUCUUUAUUGUUAGAGUCUGAAGUAAUUCCCGAGUCAACAAAUUAUUUGAAAGAAUGUGAAUACGAAGCAGAAUCUACUCAUAUUGAUUCACCAGCAGGUGGAGUCAUAAGUGUAGCCAAUGAAGCUAUCUGUGAUGUGUUUAAUUAUGAUAGUCAAGUGGCCAAGUUCCCAGAUAGGACAACAAAGGGCAAUAAGGAAGAUACACAAUUACAGGAAGCUGAAGAACAGUCUUUAGAAAUGGAUUAUGUGCUCAUUAGUGGUGAAGAAAAUAAAUCUUUGACAAAAGACAUUUUGGUAACACAAGAAAGCAAUUUCCUUUCAGCAGUUGCUGAACAAAUGGAUUCUCUUGAAACAUUUUCAGCAGAGUCCUCGGAUACAUUACAGUCAAUCUCCAUAAUAAAUGAAAGUGAAGGGCAGUCUACUCUGGAGAAUGAAUGGGACUCUUUUUAUUUAGAAGAAAAAAGUUCUCCUGUUGUGCCUCAAAAAUCAGAAGAUGAAAAGAAAUCACCCAGCAUCCCUGUACAAGACCAGGAAUGGACUAUGGUAGGCCAAAAUGGAGAGCAUGAUGUAUCACCUGAAGAUAACUGUAGUAAGCCAGUCACAAUAGAGUCACUGUGCAGACAAUCUAUUAAAGAAUUAGACAAUGUUUUAAGCCAGGAACUGAUCUCUGAGACCCAAGCUGAAAUUCCACUAGAUAAAAGCCCUCACCAAGCCUGGGAACAAGAGGACAAGAUAUCAUGUGGUACAAAAACAGAUGCUCCUUUAUUGCAAGUGGUUGCUACUGAUGCUGAACUGGAUGAUCAUCCACAACAACCUCCUGGAGACAGCAUGGUAAAAGAACAAGAAAUGGAAGAUGAGACCCAGUUUGUUGGCAAUGAAAGAGAGCUCAAUCAAACAGUAGGACUAGUACCAGAGGAUGUGGGAAUGGACAUCCUUAAUAAGGCCAUGCUAGAUUCCACUGCAAUAGAAAUGCGACCUGAACCUCCCAAUUCACUAGACCUUAAUGGCUCUCAUCCCAGAAGGAUAAAGCUCACUGCUCCAAAUAUCAAUCUCUCUUUGGACCAAAGUGAAGGAUCUGUCCUUUCUGAUGAUAACCUGGACACUCCAGAUGAAAUUGAUAUCAAUGUAGAUGAUCUUGACACACCAGAUGAAGCAGAUUCUUUAGAAUAUGCUGGACAUGAAGAGCAACCAGCCAUUAAAGAACUUUCUCAAGAGGAAUCUGAAUCCAUCCCAGAAUAUACUGCUGAAGAAGAACGGGAAGACAGCAGGUUAUGGAGAACUGUUGUUAUUGGAGACCAGGAGCAGAGGAUUGAUAUGAAAGCAAUUGAACCUUAUAAAAAGGUUAUUUCUCAUGGAGGAUACUAUGGUGAUGGCUUGAACGCCAUCAUUGUGUUUGCUGCAUGUUUUCUACCGGAUAGCAGUCAAACAGAUUAUACCUACGUCAUGGAAAACCUUUUUCUAUAUGUAAUAAGUACUUUGGAGCUCAUGGUUGCUGAAGACUAUAUGAUUGUUUACUUAAAUGGAGCAACCCCAAGGAGAAGGAUGCCAGGACUUGGAUGGAUGAAAAGAUGCUACCAGAUGAUUGACAGGCGAUUAAGGAAGAAUUUGAAAUUAUUCAUCAUAGUUCACCCCUCUUGGUUUAUAAGGACAAUUCUAGCUGUGACACGGCCUUUUAUAAGUUCAAAAUUCAGUAGUAAGAUACAGUAUGUCAACACUUUGGCAGAUCUUAAUGAACUAAUUCCAAUGGAAUAUGUAAAUGUCCCAGAAAGUAUUGUCAAGUAUGAUGAAGACAGAUCCAUUCAGAGAAGAGUAAGACUGGAUGAAGAGCUGAGGGAGGCAUCAGCAAAAGCAAGCUGUCUUUCAAAUGAGCCAGAAGUAACUUCAGCCGAACAGAACAUCAACACGACAAUGAAAAAUUCUUAACUCCCUUGGCAAAUUGGAGAAGAAAGUGUUGAUCCGUUUGAUGUGCCUGAGUCUUGAAGAUGGGGACGGUUUUGGCUUCUCGUCUGAGCACAAUCCUCCAGGAUCUUCUUGUGCACAAAUCUCAUUUAUUUCCUUAAAGCCCGUCUGUGCAAGAAGGGCUCCUGGUAGAUUUAACCCUUGUUCUCUGAUCACUCAGUGUUAUUCAGAGCAUUCUGAGAUUAAAAAGGAGGUGGCUGCUACUGCCAGAAUAGCAGCAGGAUGCAGGUAAUGACUUUGUGUAUUAUUAUAUCAGGAGUGCAUCUACAAUAAGGAAAAUUAUGCAUUUUUGAAUUCCAAAUUAUUUUGCCAUUAAUGUGCCUCACCUGUGAUUUUAUAGUGUGGUUUAGUUAUCUCUGUUGUUUUCUACAUAUUUAUGUAUUUAUGGCUAGAGAUGUUAGCUCCCAUGCAACAACACUGAGGUUCUCUCCUCUCCUCUCCUC
Messenger RNA from Candoia aspera, 9705 nucleotides. It is a transcript of the gene PRUNE2, whose product is annotated as prune homolog 2 with BCH domain. Gene Ontology annotation, molecular function: pyrophosphatase activity. Bases 206 to 9226 code for a protein of 3006 amino acids. The record is from RefSeq and is a predicted model, not a curated record. Gene Ontology annotation, cellular component: cytoplasm. Lineage: Eukaryota; Metazoa; Chordata; Lepidosauria; Squamata; Candoiidae. Gene Ontology annotation, biological process: apoptotic process. The transcript is spliced from 20 exons.